AUGGACUCGACGUUACGAUCAACCCAUGCUCCUCAAGACCCCGCUCGGCCCUUCUCCACCACCUCGACCCUCGCGUCCUCCAACCUCACCAACAACCUAGUGCAGUCGUCGAGCCCUUUUAAUCUCACCUCCAAAUCGUCUACUCAGGGCUUCGCUGCCCCCCUUCAACCUGCCUCGGCCGGUAUUUCACAAGCCGCCAUGUCCCAGACGCAGCCUCUGUCCCAGGCUCUGAAUGACUCGUCUCGUUGUGCCGGCCUACCAGUCGCUACCCAGAGCGACCUUGCCGGGGCGAUUCCUUUAUCGGAGACAGUGCCCGCAAAUCACGCCACUACCGGAUGCUAUCCACACCAAGUCGAGGGCCUGGGGGGUCCAACAGCCACUGCGCCAUUUCUGCAAGACUUUAGUCUUGUGGCCGAAGCUGCCAAGCGAGCGCAGAUGGGUAUCGUCAUGCGUGAUCUCGAAAGCGUUACCUUGUAG
Penicillium maclennaniae is the source of this 477-nucleotide messenger RNA. RefSeq lists its product as uncharacterized. The record is from RefSeq and is a predicted model, not a curated record. Lineage: Eukaryota; Fungi; Ascomycota; Eurotiomycetes; Eurotiales; Aspergillaceae. Bases 1 to 477 code for a protein of 158 amino acids. The transcript has a single exon.